This is a messenger RNA of Ipomoea nil (Japanese morning glory), 1263 nucleotides long. RefSeq lists its product as uncharacterized. The transcript has a single exon. The record is from RefSeq and is a predicted model, not a curated record. Bases 1 to 1263 code for a protein of 420 amino acids. NCBI's taxonomy places the organism in Eukaryota, Viridiplantae, Streptophyta, Magnoliopsida, Solanales, Convolvulaceae.
AUGGCCGAAGAACAAAGGACCUUGCGGGAGCUUUCGUCACCAAAUGUGAAUCAACAACCGCUUUGUAUUCAACAUCCUGCAUUAGAGGUUGGUUUUGAAUUAACGUCAGGUUUGAUUCAAUUACUUCCGACUUUUCGUGGACUUGAAAAUGAAAAUCCAUAUAAGCACUUAAAGGAGUUCCACGCGGUGUGUUCGAGCUUCAAACCACAAGGAGUGACGGAGGAGAAAAUUAAAUUGCGUGCUUUCCCAUUUUCAUUAACCGAGAAAGCAAAGGAUUGGUUAUUUUACCUCCCUACUAGCACAAUAACCACAUGGGCGGAUAUGGUAAGACUAUUUCAUGAAAAGUUUUUUCCAGCUUCACGGGCAGCUAGCAUUAGAAGAGAAAUAUGUGGCAUUAAGCAAAGAGACGUAGAGAUCCUCCACGAAUACUGGGAACGCUUCAAGCAACUGUGUGCAAGUUUCCCCCAACAUGGAGUUUCUGAACAACUCCUUAUUCAAUACUUCUAUGAAGGAUUGCUGCCCAUGCAAAGAAAUAUGAUGGAUGCAGCUAGUGGAGGUGCUAUAGUGAACAAAACUCCUCGUGAAGCUAGAGAUUUGAUAUCCAUCAUGGUUGCUAAUUCACAACAAUUUGGAUGUAGACAAGACACAUCUCCAAGAAGAGUGGAUGAGGUAAAUAUUUCUUCCCUUGACAAUAAAUUAUCUCAAUUAACUACUCUUGUUCAACAGUUAGUUGUAAGAAAUGUACAACAAGUAAAAGCUUGUGGAAUUUGUGCUGUUACUGGCCAUCCAACUGACAUGUGCCCAACGCUUCAAUACAACUCUUGUGAUGAUGUAAAUGCAGUUGGAGGAUUUCCGGGACAACCCCAAAGGAAUUAUGAUCCCUACUCAAAUACAUACAACCCAGGAUGGAGGGAUCAUCCUAAUUUUAGUUAUAAAGCACGCCUACAAUUUCAACAACCUUCAUCUUCACAACAGUCAUCUUCUAAUUCAGGUAUGUCAUUAGAAGAUAUUGUUAAAUCACUUGCUACUAACACACAACAAUUUCAGCAAGAAACAAGGACAAGUAUUCAACACUUAGAAAGUCAAAUGAGCCAGCUAGCAUCUACCGUGAGUAGAUUGGAGUCUCGAGGUAAAUUGCCAUCACAAACUGUUGUGAACCCAAAGGAAAAUGUAAGUGCAAUUAUAUUGAGAAGUGGAAAAGAGUUGCUAGAACCUACUCAUGUGGGAAAACCACCAAAUCGAGAUGAGGAAACGGAAAAAUAA